Closterium sp. Naga37s-1 is the source of this 2211-nucleotide messenger RNA. Lineage: Eukaryota; Viridiplantae; Streptophyta; Zygnematophyceae; Desmidiales; Closteriaceae. The record is from the annotation of a GenBank genome assembly.
AUGGCUGCCGCUUCUCGUGUAGCCAUUAGCGGAUGCAGCCGCUUGUCGACCACAACCAGCAAAUUCAAGGAAGGGUCUUACGAGCUCCAGCAAUUCAAUACCUUCGAUAAUCAGCUGCUUCCGACGUCUGCGCGAUGCAAAGCGAGGCGUGAUGACUUUGGUAAACCAAUUCGCGGGAGAAGCCCUCGAGUCCUGACCGUCAUCUCCGCGUCGUCAGACCGGAGCCGUGACUUGGGCGAACCCGCCGUUUGGCAAGGAGCGCGGGAACGUAGAGGCGGGAAAAACGGACGAGCGCCGAGGCGAAGCGUCGCUGCCGCAGCAGCUCCGCGAGACGGACGAGAAGGGCCGGCUCUGGGUGAUGUGGACGGCAAGGCGUGGUUCGAGGAUGACGUGGAGUUCGUGCUCCACCUGGCGAGCGACGAGGAGCUGCGCGAAUUAUGGGAUAUUCUCUACGGCCGCAGCCUCUUCAGCCCCGUGUUUAAGUCGAUCACUGCGGGGGAUGGUUCCGCGUCUGCCGCGCAGCUGUUUAGCGCGGCUUUUGGGGAGAGCAGCGAGGGGCUGGAGAGGGAGGAUCUAAUUCAACGGCUGGAGGCCCGAUUUUUCUUCCUGUCCGCUGAUGCGCGAGACACCGUGACUGGCAACCGCCCUUCGUACCGAGAUGUGCUGCUGACGGUGCGGCAGCGGCUGGGAGUGCGUUGCAGUGUGUCGCUGUCCACGCCUGACCUAGAGAGCGAAAUAUUCCUGCACUUGCUCAACAACUAUGCGGACACUAUGGAAGAGGACAUCGGCAGCAGCAGCAGCACUAGCAGCAGCUCUGGGAGCCCAUGGGCUGUAGCAGGGGAAUGGGCCAUGGGACAAGAGGGCAAAGCCGCAGAGGAGAACAGAAGAAGUACAAGAGACAGCAACUGGGACUUGGGGUUUGGGAAUGAGGAGGAGGAGGAGAGAGGCAAGGGAGGGGGGUUGGGGUCGUGGGCUGUGGGGACUCUGCGCAGUGGUGUGAGAGCAGCGAUGCGCAUGGGGCGCGAUGAGAUUCUUGCUACGUUUCUUAAGGGCGGGUCGGCUUUAACCCUCACUACUGUCAAGAAACUGCUGCUAUCGCGCAUCACUGGGCGGGUACUGUACGAGCGAGCCAAGUACGAAGUCACACAGAUGGCUCUUAAAAGGGGUGGGCAGCUUGUACUGUCCACAAUCGAGUCUCGCCUGGCGUUCUACAGUGCCAAGCAGGGUCUGGCAGCAGCAACGGCUCGGUAUGUCAGCCUCAGAAGCGCCAUGGCUUUACUCGGGCCUCUGCUGUGGGGUGCGUUCAUAGCAGACGUGGUGGUGCAGUCAUUGGGAACAGACUAUGCUCGUGUGGUCAGAGCUAUCUUCUCAUUCGCACAGACACAUUCCAACGCUAGAACGGCAGGUCUCUGGCAUCCUUGCCCCGAGCGCCAAGCUCAGCGCGCUGCAGCAGCUGCUGCAGUCAUACACCCAGACGCUCGCACUGUGCCCGGACUUCCUGGAAACCCAGCAGGUCGGCUUCCCUCUCCUUGCCGCCACCUCUGCUCCCAGGUGAAUUCCUUCUCCUUCUCCUUCUCCUCCUUCUCUUUCUUCUCCUUCUCCUUCUUCUCCUUCUCUUUCUUCUCCUUCUCCUUCUUCUCCUUCUCUUUCUUCUCUUUCUUCUCCUUCUCCUUCUUCUCCUUCUCCUUCUUCUCCUUCUCCUUCUUCUCCUUCUUUUUCUUCUCCUUCUCCUUCUUCUCCUUCUUUUUCUUCUCCUUCUCCUUCUUCUCCUUCUAUUUCUUCUCCUUCUCCUUCUUCUUUUCCACUUCUCCUUCUCCUCCUUCCCGUUUCCCUUCACAUAAGAGGAUACCCCAUCCACCCUUCUCCCCAUUCCCCCCUCCUUGCCUCCCACCCACCCACCCACGCCUCUCUCCCCUCCUCGCCCCUCUUCCCACACCUCUGUGUUUCCGUGUCUCCCUCUCACCUCUUCUCCCUCUUCCCUCGCCCCUCUCUUCCCUCACCCCACCCGUGGUGCAUCCAGGCCGCACAUCUCCUGCCUAUCCUUCCACCCCUCGUCCUUCUCCGCCCCUCGCCUCGCUGCUGCUACCUCCACGGGCCUGCUCGCAGUCUACUCCUCCUCUGCACAGCACAUCUCAUCCGUGCAUGACCUCUCUCCAGUGCAAGAGUGCCGCGUGGGAAGGAACGGGGUGGAGGGAAUGGCAUGGGGGCUAG